AUCAACGCGACAAACCCGGAAGGAAGUAUCAGGCUGAGGGGUGUGGCGGUUUUCUGCGGUUGCACGGGGCUUUCGGACGAGUACGGAGCGCCUGGAGGGACAACCGGGAUUGAAGUGCCGAGAUGGCUCAACUGGGAGCAGUUGUGGCCGUGGCUGCCAGUUUCUUGUGUGCAUCUCUCUUCUCUGCUGUGCACAAGAUAGAAGAGGGGCAUAUUGGGGUGUAUUACAGAGGCGGUGCGCUGCUGACGUCUACCAGUGGCCCUGGUUUCCAUCUUAUGCUCCCUUUCAUCACAUCAUAUAAGUCUGUGCAGACCACACUCCAGACAGAUGAGGUGAAGAAUGUACCUUGUGGGACUAGUGGUGGUGUGAUGAUCUACUUUGACAGAAUUGAGGUGGUAAACUUCCUGGUCCCAAAUGCAGUGUACGAUAUAGUGAAGAACUACACUGCUGACUAUGACAAGGCCCUCAUCUUCAAUAAGAUUCACCACGAGCUGAACCAGUUCUGCAGCGUACAUACACUUCAGGAGGUCUACAUCGAGUUGUUUGACCAGAUUGAUGAAAACCUCAAACUGGCUUUGCAACAGGACCUAACCUCCAUGGCUCCUGGGCUUGUCAUCCAAGCUGUGAGGGUAACAAAGCCCAAUAUACCUGAAGCAAUUCGCAGAAACUACGAGUUGAUGGAAAGCGAGAAGACAAAGCUGCUUAUUGCAGCCCAGAAACAGAAGGUGGUGGAGAAGGAAGCCGAGACAGAGCGGAAGAAGGCACUUAUUGAGGCAGAAAAAGUAGCUCAAGUUGCAGAAAUCACUUAUGGACAGAAGGUGAUGGAGAAGGAGACUGAGAAGAAGAUUUCCGAAAUUGAAGAUGCUGCAUUCCUGGCCCGGGAGAAGGCAAAGGCUGAUGCUGAGUGUUACACUGCUAUGAAAAUAGCUGAAGCAAAUAAGCUGAAGCUGACCCCUGAAUAUCUGCAGCUGAUGAAGUACAAGGCAAUUGCUUCCAACAGCAAGAUUUACUUUGGCAAAGACAUCCCCAACAUGUUUGUGGACUCUGCAGGCAACCUGGGCAAGCAGUUUGAGGGACUAGCUGACAAGCUGAGUUUUGACUUACAAGAAGAGCCCUUGGAGGCAGCCACUGAGGGAAACUGAAAAUGUUUAUAUACAGCCUCAGAUGACACUUGAAGAAACCUUUAUUUUUUUUUAUGAUGAACCAAAAUGCCCCCUCCCUCCUAAACUACCUUCUUUGACUCUCUUCAAAGUGUUUUGGUGAAAAAGAAAAAAAGGACUCAAAUCAACUCCUUCCUGGUAAAAGGGAGGAGGGGGGGCAGGGAAUUGAUGAUUUGGGAUUUUAUUCAGGUGAGUAGGUUGCUUCUCGUAAGAUUUAUAAACCAUAGGUAUAAUCUCUGAUUUCCAGGCAUUAAUUUUGAUCCUUCAAAACUGACUGACUUAGGGAUGCUGUCAUUAAGAAGUGGGGAACUUGUCAGAUAUUGCUUCCAGGUGAUAUGAUUUCCCUUUUAUGGGAAAAUGUAGUCCAGUUUUCUCAUCCCUGCCUCCAAAGUGAGAGGUAUCUGUGGGAGAGACUCAGCAACUGAGAAAAUAUGUGCUUGUUAGUUUGCUAGUGGAGCUGUGGAGAAACAACUGCAGCGAAUGCUUGACUUUUUUGG
This is a messenger RNA of Elephantulus edwardii (Cape elephant shrew), 1657 nucleotides long. RefSeq names its product ER lipid raft associated 2 (gene ERLIN2). Lineage: Eukaryota; Metazoa; Chordata; Mammalia; Macroscelidea; Macroscelididae. The record is from RefSeq and is a predicted model, not a curated record. Gene Ontology annotation, biological process: SREBP signaling pathway. Gene Ontology annotation, cellular component: endoplasmic reticulum membrane; endoplasmic reticulum. Gene Ontology annotation, molecular function: cholesterol binding; ubiquitin protein ligase binding. The transcript is spliced from 12 exons. Bases 123 to 1142 code for a protein of 339 amino acids.